This is a messenger RNA of Phytophthora nicotianae INRA-310, 1909 nucleotides long. Its product is annotated as fumarate hydratase, mitochondrial. Bases 23 to 1609 code for a protein of 528 amino acids. Gene Ontology annotation, cellular component: mitochondrion; tricarboxylic acid cycle heteromeric enzyme complex. Gene Ontology annotation, molecular function: fumarate hydratase activity. Gene Ontology annotation, biological process: malate metabolic process; tricarboxylic acid cycle; fumarate metabolic process. NCBI's taxonomy places the organism in Eukaryota, Oomycota, Peronosporomycetes, Peronosporales, Peronosporaceae. The record is from RefSeq and is a predicted model, not a curated record. The transcript has a single exon.
CGAAACUUGCGUUUAUGCCACAAUGCAAAGCAACCUUCAAAGAGCUCAAAGCCGAGCCACGUACGCACGCAAAAGCUGGGGCCAGCAUUCGUUGCCCCCCCCCCCUCAGUCUCCAAUCACGUCGGACACCCACAGCUCCAAUUCCUCGGGCGACAUGCUCUCCGCCGCUGUAACUCGCUCCUCCCGCAUGACGGUCAAGGCCGUGCGCGCCGCCAGCUCCUUCCGUGUCGAGACGGACUCGAUCGGAGAGGUCAAGGUGGACGACUCCAAGUACUGGGGCGCGCAGACGCAGCGCAGUCUCGAGAACUUCCCCAUCGGUGGCGCCCGCGAGCGCAUGCCCAUGCCUGUGAUUAAGGCCUUUGGCGUCGUUAAGAAGUGCGCAGCCAAGUACAACCUUCAGCAGGGCAAGCUGGACGCCGCUGUGGCCGAUAAGAUCAUCGCCGCGGCCGACGACGUCAUUGCCGGCAAGCUGGACGACCACUUCCCCCUCGUGGUCUUCCAGACUGGCUCGGGUACUCAGUCCAACAUGAACACGAACGAGGUCAUCAGUAACCGCGCCAUUGAGCUGGCAGGCGGCGUUCUGGGUAGCAAGACGCCCGUGCACCCGAACGACCACGUUAACAUGGGCCAGUCGUCCAACGACUCGUUCCCUACGGCCAUGCACAUCGCCGCAGUGCAGGAAAUCCACCGUGUGCUGCUUCCUGGUCUUCACAAGCUGCACGACGCUCUGGACGCCAAGGUCAAGGAGUUCGACGACAUUAUCAAGAUCGGACGCACCCACACGCAGGACGCCACGCCUCUCACUCUGGGCCAGGAAUUCUCCGGCUACCGUGAGCAGAUCGCGCUCUCUAUUGAGCGCGUGGAGCGCGUCCUGCCCAACCUGUGCAAGCUCGCACUGGGCGGUACCGCUGUGGGCACGGGACUCAACACGUCCAAGGGCUACGACGCUGAGAUCGCCAAGAUCAUCGCCGACGAGACCAAACUACCGUUCAUCACGGCUCCUAACAAGUUCGAGGCUCUGGCUGCCCACGACGCUGUCGUGGAGGCCAGUGGUGCCAUGAACACCAUCGCCUGCUCGCUCAUGAAAAUCGCUAACGACAUCCGUUUCCUCGGUUCGGGCCCGCGUAGUGGUCUAGGCGAGCUCACACUGCCUGCCAACGAGCCUGGCUCGUCUAUUAUGCCUGGCAAGGUGAACCCGACGCAGUGUGAGGCUAUCACGAUGGUCUGCGCUCAGGUCAUGGGCAACCACGUGGCUGUGACGGUGGGCGGCUCCAACGGCCACUUCGAGCUCAACGUGUUCAAGCCCGUGAUGAUCAGCAACCUCUUGUCCUCGAUCCGCUUGAUCGGAGACAGCUGCAACGCCUUCACGGACAACUGCAUCGUGGGCAUUGAGGCCAACCGCGAGAAGAUCGACCAGCUCAUGAAGAACUCGCUGAUGCUGGUGACGGCGCUCAACCCGCACAUCGGAUACGACAAGGCCUCCAAGGUGGCCAAGACGGCGCACCAGGACGGCGCCACUCUGCGUGAGACUGUCAUCAAGCUCGGAUACCUCACUGGCGAGGAGUUCGACCGCUUCGUGCGCCCCGAGGACAUGAUUGGCCCCAAGUAAACUGCUAAGCGCUCGUACCACAGCAGCCAGAGGACGGGUUUGCUUCCGUAUGCGCAGGAGUUGUGUAAGAACAGAAAAAUAAAAACACUUGAUCGCUCUAUGGAAUGGCACAAAGCUACAGGAAUGUGACGAGGCUCAAAGCUCUGUCCGUUGCGCCUCGGGUGUUGCCACUGACGUCACUGUCGGUACUGACAGCGUUGUUCGUCUUCGGUUGGUGGAGCUCUGCAUCUCAUAAAUAGCGGCUUGGAAGGGCAGGUACAGCGCGUUCUGAAUGGCAAAUGACACAUAAAAUAUUGGUAA